AUGGAUCCAAGUAAUUGUUUCCUUCUGAAAUUGGAGGGGGAGCAUUUCAUGUACUGCAACACCUCCAAUCACAGUGCGGAUCUCCCCCUGAGUGACAACUGGUUCUACCCGGGGAUCCUCUAUGUCAUCCCUGCGAUUUAUGGGGUUAUCAUCCUGAUAGGCCUCAUCGGCAACAUCACUCUGAUCAAGAUCUUCUGCACAGUCAAGUCCAUGCGGAGUGUGCCGAACCUGUUCAUCUCUAGUCUGGCUUUGGGAGACUUGCUCCUCCUGGUAACGUGCGCUCCUGUGGAUGCCAGCAGGUACCUGGCCGACAGAUGGCUCUUUGGCAGGAUGGGCUGCAAGCUGAUCCCCUUUAUUCAGCUUACCUCGGUGGGGGUGUCUGUCUUCACACUCACAGCGCUGUCCGCAGACAGGUACAAAGCCAUUGUCCGGCCAAUGGAUAUCCAGGCAUCGCAUGCCCUGAUGAAGAUCUGCCUCAAAGCCGCCUUAAUCUGGGUCAUCUCCAUGCUGCUGGCCAUCCCAGAAGCUGUGUUUUCUGACCUCCAUCCCUUCCAUGAGGAAAGCACCAACAAGACCUUCAUUAGCUGUGCCCCAUACCCACAUUCGAAUGAGUUGCACCCCAAAAUCCACUCCAUGGCUUCCUUUCUGGUAUUCUACAUCAUCCCACUGUCAAUCAUCUCUGUCUAUUACUACUUCAUUGCCAAAAAUCUGAUCCAGAGUGCUUACAAUCUUCCUGUGGAAGGGAAUAUCCAUGUCAAGAAGCAGAUUGAAUCCCGGAAGCGGCUUGCCAAGACGGUGCUGGUGUUUGUGGGCCUCUUUGCUUUCUGCUGGCUCCCCAACCACAUCAUCUACCUGUACCGUUCCUACCACUACUCCGAAGUGGACACCUCCAUGCUGCACUUCGUCACCAGCAUCUGUGCGCGCCUCCUGGCCUUCACCAACUCCUGCGUGAACCCCUUUGCCCUCUACCUGCUGAGCAAGAGUUUCAGGAAACAGUUCAACACCCAGCUCCUCUGUUGCAGACCCGGCCUGAUGAAUCGAUCCCACAGCACCGGCAGAAGUACCACCUGUAUGACCUCUUUCAAGAGCACCAACCCUUCAGUGGCUACCUUCAGCCUCAUCAAUGGUAACAUCUGUCAUGAGGGGUACCUGUAGUCUAA
Chinchilla lanigera (long-tailed chinchilla) is the source of this 1160-nucleotide messenger RNA. RefSeq names its product gastrin-releasing peptide receptor (gene Grpr). NCBI's taxonomy places the organism in Eukaryota, Metazoa, Chordata, Mammalia, Rodentia, Chinchillidae. Gene Ontology annotation, molecular function: G protein-coupled peptide receptor activity. The record is from RefSeq and is a predicted model, not a curated record. Gene Ontology annotation, biological process: G protein-coupled receptor signaling pathway. Gene Ontology annotation, cellular component: membrane. The coding region runs from base 1 to 1155 and encodes 384 amino acids. The transcript is spliced from 3 exons.